CUCGCGUGUAUUCACGUCUAAACUCAAAUAAAAUUUGCCGUUUAUCAAUGGCUCAGCGCGUAGGGUCUGUUUAUUGUACACGUGCUAGGCAGCGCUACUGUAUAUACACAGAGCCCGGGAGCUCUUAUCUCCAUGUGUCCAUGUGUCCAUGUGUCCAAGGUCGUCUGGCUGUGCACUUUGGCCAGUUUACAUGGGGGUCCUUUUGACCACAAAGGAUUUGAUAUGCUGUGAAUAGUAAGGUCAAAGUUAACGCACUGUAGUUUUUCAUUUGUUCACUCACACGUACGUGCUCUUGUCUGAUGCUUUUCAUGCGGCUGAUGUUUCCGCUGUCCUACUUGCCUUGUAAAUUAAGUUAUUUGUUGCGUAUAAUAAAACCAUCCUGAAAGCCAAUAUUGUGGGGGGUACUUGUAGCUGUGCAUCGGAAGUCAGUCUUAUACCUAAAAGUUGUGACAGCUUGUAUUAACUGGACAGUUGCAGAGAACGAGCCGUGGAGACUUGUUCAACAGGCUGACCGGCUCGGGACACAGCCAAACCGUUGUGUAGAGUGUUCUUAUAGCUAAACGCCACCAUGAGCUUUGCCGAACAAAUCCAGGCGAUGAUGCCGGACUUGGUCAACGGCAAGACGCACCAACAAGUGGAGGAGAAGUUGGCGGCUUUGGACAGGAAGCUCGGCAGCCAUGUCGUGAACGGGAUCAAAUUCCCGGCUUCCGUACAACCAUCCAAUCUGGAAGCCCUGAAGACCUUUGAAGUGCGCGAUGACGACGUUUACGUCUUCACCUACCCAAGAUCAGGCACUCACUGGCUGGGCGAAAUAAUGCAGUAUAUCCUCCACGAUGGGAAGGGCGAUUAUGACCGCACUUUCAUGACCAACGGGCUGGAAUUCACGAUUACAGAUGACCCGAUUCAACUUGAGGGUGUGACCCCCGGGUACAAGACGUACGCAGCCAUGGCAUCGCCACGGUGCAUCGUAAGCCACUGCUUGGAGAGUUUUUUUCCUCCCCAAAUCUUUACUAAGCAUGGAAAGGUAAUUUACGUGGCCCGAAAUCCGAAGGACGUGCUCGUUUCUGAAUACAACCUGCUGGGGGCAGAACAAUUGGAUUUUGAUGAGAUGUUCUUCGGAUUUGUCCAAGGGAAAGUGGUAUUGGGAUCUUGGUUUGAUCACGUGCUCAGCUAUUGGAACCAUCGGGACAAGGAGAAUUUUCUGUUUAUAAAGUACGAAGAUCUCCACAAGGACCUCAGGGGCUCCAUUUGCAAACUAGCAAAGCAUGUCGGGAAGGAUCUACCCGAUGACGUCAUCGAUGACAUCGUGGAACGCGUGACCUUUGGUGGGAUGCAGAAGACUUAUCAACAGAUUGAGGAGGAACACGGGGAGGAGGGAAAACUGAUGACGCGUUUCUUAGGAGUAACUCCGUAUCUUAGAAAAGGAAAAGUCGGCAACUGGAAGAACACUUUCACGGUGGCACAGAGCGCCCUCUUCGACAAGAUCUACGCCCUGAGGAUGAAAGGAACCGGCUUGGAUUUUGACUUUGAGCUUUGAGAGCCCCGAUGUGAGUCGGGCUGCACUAGCUUGUGUAGUACUACUGGAUGUACAUGUACUACCUCCGUGUAUUCCAUUCUGUAGAGCUUCACCAGAUAAAUAGCCUACGAUUAGAAUUUCAGGUGCGAAACAGCGCAGCAUUACACAAUUUCAAAGCACUGCUUACAAUUAAAUUCCCAGU
Molecule: messenger RNA, 1718 nt
Organism: Patiria miniata (bat star)
Lineage: Eukaryota; Metazoa; Echinodermata; Asteroidea; Valvatida; Asterinidae
Product: sulfotransferase 1C2-like
Exons: 7
Coding region: 569-1537 (322 amino acids)
Biological process (GO): sulfation
Cellular component (GO): cytoplasm
Molecular function (GO): sulfotransferase activity
Source: RefSeq, a predicted model, not a curated record